AGAGAGAGAGAGAGAGAGCUGCAGCUCCUCAUUCUUCAAACCAGCUCAUGGACUCCACACUGACCGCUAGCACCUGGACCCACACAGCAAAGAAACUACAAAAACUGUACAGCAAGAAUUUCCAUUGACUUUAAAUCUUGAAAAAAAAGAGAGAGAAGCUAUAUCAUCUACUGAUAUCAUCUAUAUAUAAAUCAUACUUUUAAAUACCUCAAAAUAUACUUUAUUUCUGUUAUAAUAUUCUUUGCUUGCUCAAAUUAUUUAAAACAUUUUUUUUUGUUUAAAUUAUUUUAAAGUAGUUUUAUAUGCUAAAAAAAGAUUCUGAAGACUUUAAAACAGCAGCUUGAUUACUUACUUCUACAUUUGUUUGAACUUUUUAGAUUUCUUUUUGUUCGAGAUUUUUUCUGCGGUUUUGAACACUGAGAGUGUUUCUCUGCCUGCUGGCUUUUUGAAUCUGUUCAGAGAGCCCCUGAAUGGGCUGCCUGUGCACAGCGUGUGAGUGGGUGGAAAGGAAAAUCCUUAUCUUUAUUUUAAUACAAUAUAUACUACAGAACCUCCCUUCUAAGGAGCAACCAACAGCAGCCUUCUAAGCGACCGUCCUGUACACACGCGAGUGUGCUGCUCUUGCUUUGACUAAGAAAAAAUAUAUAUAUAUAUAUUCUGGAUGGCUCCGAGCAGGGCUACUGGCCGCGAUGGGGCCCGCGUCUCCCUGCCCCUCUCCCUCGUGCUCCUGUGUGCGUUCAGCUCCCUGUGGGACGCCUGCGGGGGCAGCUUCCUGAGUAACAGCCUGCACCCCAGCUUCAUCGACCGUCGGCUGAGCGGCAGGGAGAAGAGGGAGAUGCAGCGGGAGAUCCUCUCCAUCCUGGGGCUCCCCGGCCGCCCCCGACCCCACCUGCCUGUGCGGCCCCCCUCCUCCGCCCCCCUCUUCAUGCUGGACCUGUACCACGCCGUGGCCCCCCAGGAGCGGGACGGCGCGGGGGUGUCCUGGGCGGUGCAGACACCCCCCCUCGGAGAUGUGAUCAGUGAGGCCGACACCGUCAUGAGCUUCGUCAACGUGGUUGAGCAGGAGCGUGACCCCCUGCACCCCCGCCCCUACUGGAAGGAGUUUCGCUUCGACCUGACCCCCAUCCCCCAGGGCGAGGCCGUCACUGCCGCGGAGUUCCGCAUCUACAAGGCUCACAGCUACGGUCACCGCGGCAACAGGACCCUGCACAUCAGCGUCUACGAGAUUGUCAAGGAGCAUACCAACCGGUACGGGAGAGGGGGGAGCAGGGGUCAUACCAACAGGGAGUCGGACCUGCUCCUGUUGGAUCUGCAGCAGGUGCACGCUGGGGAUGAAGGGUGGCUGGUGUUUGACGUGGCGACGGCCAGUAACCGCUGGCUGCUGAACCCUCGCAGUAACCUCGGGCUGCGACUGUACGUGGAGACUGACGAGGAGCACAGUGUGGAGCCGGGCUCGGUGGGGCUGGUGGGGAGGAAGGGCCCGCGCUCCAAGCAGCCCUUCAUGGUGACGUUCUUCCGACAGAGCCAGCCGGGGCUCCGCCUGCCGCGAGGGAUCCGCCACAACCGCAAGAAGCACCGCGGCCGAACAUACGACCUGCCGCACCCCAAUAAACUACCGGGGCUCCUCGAUCACAAUCACAUCAGUGAUGGGAGGCACGUCUGUAAGAGACACGAGCUGUACGUCAGCUUCAGUGAGCUGGGAUGGAAGGACUGGGUAAUCGCACCCCAGGGGUACUCUGCGUAUUACUGUGACGGGGAGUGCUCCUACCCACUCGGAUCCUGUAUGAACGCCACCAACCACGCCAUCAUGCAGCUCGUGGUCCACAUGCUGAAGCCAGAUGAGGUUCCGAAGGCGUGCUGCGCCCCGACCAAGCUGAGCCCGAUCUCCGUGCUGUUCUACGACGACAACAACAACGUGAUCCUGAAGAAGCACCGGAACAUGGUGGUGAAGGCGUGCGGCUGCCACUGACACCCCCAGACGAGACACCCCCACACCCACAGCUGUGCUGUACAACAGGGACAUCUAAUAAAGGAAUACGAAAUACAUACCGGAGCAUUCAUGACGUGACAAGAGUUUCAAAACUCCCUGCCAAAGACACGCUGCCAUAAAUCAUUUGCAUUAUUGCUGAGUAUUUUUUUAAAAACACUGCAGUAAACUAUGGUAAAUGCAUAGUAUAACCAAGGGAAAAGCAUGGGGGCUAAACUGCAAUAUUACCAUGCAAAUGUAUGAUGGUAAACUUUUAUAAGAGGUACACAGAGGAUAAGGAGCCCAGUGAUAAUACUGCUAGCAAAAACCAGCUGUCCUUUCAGUUCCUACGUGUCUCAGGUCACAUUGUAAACGCUGGCCUGGCUCAAUCCGCUAUGCAGUGGGAGUCCUGUAUUGGUCUUGGUAAGCAAGGCACUGCCAGCGGGAAUGACACAGCACCACAAACAGGAACUGGUGCGCUGGGGUGUGACUGGGCCGUUUCUGAUCGCUGUGGGAACUCCCAGCUCACCACACCAAACAACAAGGUCACUCCAGCUCAGGGAAGCCAGAUGCUGGGGCGGUGGAGCUGUUUCCUGCCUCUGUGGUUCAUGAGGAGGAUGGGAUCGUGAUGCGUAACCCUCAUGUGAUACAGAGCGGGUGACAGUGUAGGUGCUGAGUACGAGUGCCCUGAAAAGUGUGUGUGCGGAAAAAGUGUACAUCCCAUAACUCAUACUGUAAUAAAGCAUAGGCAAGCAUGGGCAAGCACAGUGAACGCAUGGGCAAGCACAGUGAAAGCAUGGGCAAGCACAGUGAACGCAUGGGCAAGCAUAGGGAAGCACAGUGAAAGCAUGGGCAAGCAUUGUAAAGAGAGGUACGGUAAAGCAUAUUAAAAAAACAAACCAUGGUAAGCUAGCUCUUAUAAAAGUUUCCCCUAGUAAAAGCACAGCAAAGUGCAAUAAAGCACAGUGAAAGCAUGGUGAAGCAUGGGCAAGGAUUGCAAAGCACAGAGAGGCACUGGUAAAGCAAAAACAUAUAGUAAUAAUAAUCAUAAUCAUAAUCAUAAUAAUAAUAAUAAUAAUAGUAAUAAUAAUAAUAAUAAUAGUUGUCACGAUAGCAGUUGUAAGUUUUUUUUAAAACAUUGUAAUCCAUCAAUGUAAAGCUGUUAUUCUGUUAAUAUCAAAAUAAAAGCGACAUGUAUGUGA
Messenger RNA from Acipenser ruthenus (sterlet), 3168 nucleotides. Its product is annotated as bone morphogenetic protein 8A-like. Gene Ontology annotation, cellular component: extracellular region. The transcript is spliced from 7 exons. The record is from RefSeq and is a predicted model, not a curated record. Bases 662 to 1969 code for a protein of 435 amino acids. Gene Ontology annotation, molecular function: growth factor activity; cytokine activity. Gene Ontology annotation, biological process: SMAD protein signal transduction. Lineage: Eukaryota; Metazoa; Chordata; Actinopteri; Acipenseriformes; Acipenseridae.